Messenger RNA from Aphanomyces astaci, 1252 nucleotides. RefSeq lists its product as hypothetical. The record is from RefSeq and is a predicted model, not a curated record. Bases 391 to 1125 code for a protein of 244 amino acids. Gene Ontology annotation, molecular function: protein binding. NCBI's taxonomy places the organism in Eukaryota, Oomycota, Saprolegniomycetes, Saprolegniales, Verrucalvaceae. The transcript is spliced from 5 exons.
UUCGAGGUUGAGUUUACUCUUUGACGUCAGGUUAGUGUCCAUCCAUCCCCCUCAUAUGUUGGUGCUGCAAUGUCGACAUGACAUUUACGAGCUCAAACCUGGCUUCAACAUCGUGGGAACUGACGACACUACGUGCCACUUGGUGCUCGAACCAGCCAACCAUGUCGAGCCCAUGCAUGCCAUCAUCAACGUGUCCACGGACAUGCAGAGUGCGGUGCUUCGCCCCAUCGGGGUUGUCGCUAUCAACAACACUGCCGUGACAACGAUAACGUCAUUGCGGAUGGGCGACGUCGUGUCGUUUGGUUGUCCGACGGAUGCCGAAGGGGUGUUGUUGCUGUUCAAGUGGGCAACGUCACCCUAUCCUUUUGAUUCCUCAAUUGGUGUGACGUGAUGAUACUCCACAGGUUUGACGCGUAUGUGACGCACAGCGUGGGCGAUUCCAUCGUAGCGCGCAACCGCAAGAAGCCCAUGUUGACCAAAUUGAAUCAUGUACUGGGGCACAUUCCGUACAUGAACGACAUGUUUGUAUCGGCCCAGUUGCUCGAUUCGGCCAAACUGAAAAACCAAAGCUUUGACAUCGACAGCGACGACGACGACAGCGACAACGACGACGACGUGACGGACAAGAACAACGCUGCUGCUGCUUUUGAUGUGAAUGAAGCGGACAAGUCGACGUUAUCGCUAAAAGUGAAACGAAGUAAGCGCACAACGGUGGUGGCAGCGCAAGUACGACCGACUAGAGUUCAGCCAGUGGAUGAUAUCAGUGGAGCUAUUGCUACUCUGCAAUCUCGUCACGUUGCAGAGCGAACGCAGUGGCAGGAUGACUUAUGCGCAGCAAAGAAACAAGUCCAACGGCUGCAGCAGGAGCUAGCGUCGAAACAACCCGCGACGUGUGAGUCGAGCUCGCAAUGUAACCUUCCCGAGACCGUUCCAGGAGCUGAUGCCAGCCAUGAACAAGAAUCGUCGAUACAGAAGCGCGCAACUCCAGUUGCAAAACCAGCGUCGUGGCUGUCGGUGAUCGUACUGGGCAGAGAAUGGCCCGUGCACACCAAACAUGUUUUGGUGGUGGCCAGUGUCGUCUACUUCACUUGCAAAGGGGCAUGUAGGGCCAUCAAUAAAGCUUAGCCGUGCGAGCCGAAAAGUUCAUUAGUGGGGUCAACAAUUCGCUCAUUGGUGAACGUGGGACCAAUCAGAGCUAGGAGAGUUGAAUUAACCGGAACACCUCCAGUAAUAUACUAGAGUAGCAUACAAA